UUAAAGCUAAGGUGCACGCAUCGGGAAUGGAUUACUGUUGGAUAUAGAGACGGUUCGCAGUUAACGGGUUUGACCGUGUUCCUUUGUUUAUUUGGUAGAAAAAGUCGACCCGUCGGCAACGGUGAUCACGUCGCCGGUAGUGAGACGCGACGGAGCACCACGGCGGCGCGCGGAAAGUUUUGGUGAAGGCCUCGAGCGUUGAGGCUUCUGAGGGAGAUCGAGAGGUUCUUCAACGAGGAUCCGCGAAGGCGUCCAGUAGACCCAGCGACCGCGCUUUCCGAGUAGGCCCGUUCGGGACCUUUCUCAUCGCCGAAACCCAGUGCGCCCGUGCUCUGGGCUGUGGAAAUAAUGGCACAACCCACUAGCAGCGCUCUGCGAGCCCUCGCGCUCGAGUACAAGAGCCUCCAAGAGGAGCCCGUCGAAGGAUUCCGCGUCAAGCUCGUUAACGAGGACAACAUGUUUGAGUGGGAAGUUGCUAUCUUCGGCCCUCCUGACACACUCUACCAGGGAGGAUACUUCAAGGCACACAUGAAGUUCCCACCGGAUUAUCCGUACAGCCCGCCGAGCAUUCGCUUCAUGACAAAAGUCUGGCACCCGAACGUGUACGAGAACGGAGAUCUCUGCAUAUCGAUCCUGCAUCCACCGGUAGAUGAUCCACAGAGCGGAGAGUUGCCCUGCGAGAGGUGGAAUCCAACGCAAAACGUCAGGACGAUUCUUCUGUCGGUGAUCUCGCUCCUGAACGAGCCCAACACAUACAGUCCUGCCAAUGUGGACGCCUCGGUGAUGUAUAGGCGCUGGCGUGAUUCCAAGGGGAGAGACAAGGAGUAUGAAAAUAUCAUCAGGAGGCAAGCUCAAGCCGCGAAAAUGGAAGCCGAGAAGGAGGGCAUCGUCGUACCUCUGACGCUGGAGGAUUACUGCAUAAAGACCCCAGCGAGGCCUGCCGAACAGCAGUUGGACAUGACUGAUUUUUACGACGACGAGUACGAGCUGGACGACGACGACCAGGAUGGCUUAUUGAGCGAGAGCGAUUACGAAGACGGGGACGACAGCGGCAACGGGGAGUCGUGAUCCAUCUCCUAAACUGCGAAUAAACGAAGCGUUAUUCUGCUCUGUAUAGAUUAAUAAAUUAACGAGCUUCUGUACCGGAUGCUCCUUACAUGCCGGAGGGGGACACAAGGGAAUAAAAUAUCGCGAGGGUGCGCCGACUUAUUCUGCGAAUACGCUGCACUCUCUCGAUGGUAGAUUCGUGGGUAGGUCGCGUAUGCAGAUGCAGAGACGUUUCGUAUAAGGGAGGAGAAAAGAGGAAAUGGUCCCGCGAGUAGGUCUCACUUUUAUUCGGUCACGAUGUAACGCUAUUCUGAAACUAUUAACGGCCGGGAGUAGUCGAUCGUAAUCCUGCCUGUAUGAGUCGAGGACGAUCUCCCGGUACCGCAGGAUAAUUAGAGGCUGCGAGAUGAAUCCCGAGUGGAUAAUUAUUGCAUUACUACUUCACAUUCGCCGCGUCUUUUCGUCUUGUAGCGGCAAGGCGUUUCGAAUUUGCAUCCUGUUAUGGUAUCUUUAUAAAACGCUUCUUCCUUUUUAUACCGUUGGGUCGACGUGUACCGCAGGGGGGAGUACUAUAUAUAUAUUUCUUUUUUUUUUCCAUCGCGAGAAUCUACAUCGCAUAACGUCGCGUGUACGGAUAUAUAUAUUAAGUGCGCAGUGGCGACCAUUGUUAUCGGGAUGCAUCUUUUUGUCGGGAAACACGAAGAGCACGGCGCAAGGGAGAACGCGCGUUUUAAGCCCGCCAACUGCGGGGCACGGUCGAUCCGAUAUUUCUCCAAAUCGUCGACGGUAUAUAGAGGAAAGUCCAAUAAGUCUCGAGGUGUCUACCUUGUCCGGGAUCUUUGAUAUUUAUUUCUCGGAAUUGCCUGGAAAAAGGAAAAACGUAAAAAAAAAGAAAGAAAGAAAAUUGUGGAGGGUUUAGGGCGACGUAUUCGCUGGAAAAGCGUCGAGGCAAAUUCGUUAACCGGUACGCAUGUUCAGGAUGAUCCAGUUUAGAAGCUCUUUAACUUAAGCAGCAUAUGGUAUGAGCAUACAUACUUUGAUAGAAGCACUGUGCUUGUUGUGUUGUGGCUGGCACGUCAUCUUUUAACUAGCGAGACUAAAUUAUACAUCCAAACGUUAUGGUUCAUAUGGCUUGAUACGAAAUGAAGUUUUAUUUCUUUUCUUUACGUUAAAAGGCGUUCGUUGAUGCAGUCGAGAUAAAAUCCUUCGGUUCGGUUAAAAAGGGGCAGCGAGGAGGGCGCGUUACAUGUCAGGAAGGACCUGUUGAAGAGUACAAUUUUCGUAUUUUUACACGCUAAAGUAAUAAGGAUUUACUUGAGUAUUUAGGUGCCAAGCGAUCUACGUUUGCCCGAGACAAGCGAGUGCUCUCUGAAAUUUCGAGAUUCGAUCGUUUCCCUAGUAUGAUGCUCAUUUUACUCUCUGAAUUGUAACGGAUAAUCCUCUUAUGAGUUUAUAUGUACAGUUUUUUUUUCUUUUUAUAUAUAUAUAUAUAUUGUACGUUUCCCUCAUUUCUUUGUAAAUGUCAUUUAGGUAUCACGUAGUCUUUCUUCUUUUUCUUUUAUAUGUAUGUAUACGAUGUAUUAGAGUAUCAGUACUACACGGUGAUAUCGCAUAAGGGAGGGAAGUAAAUAAGUCGAAUACUCUGCAACAGGUGUUUCAUGGCGCUAGACAUUGUAUUUCCGAUACUCUUUCGAUAUCUUCAGGGUAGAACCUUUUGUUCAUUGAAUUCGUAGUAACGACUUAACUCUCAGUCUUUUGGUACUAAAAUGCAUUGAAUGUAACCCCGAGAAUUCCUGCGCUGUCGUUAGACUCUAACCAGGAAGGCGGUUUGAUUUGCUAAUUUUGAUCGAAGGUCCAUCGAUACCGAGUUCUGACCCUCUGAGAAACGGAAGCUUAUCAGUUGAGUGCCGAUUAACGAAGGCUUAAUACUUAAGUGAAAGAAAUACCAGAUAUGGCCGACCCAGUCUUUGGUCGCGUAUCAGCUCGUACGUCGUCAAAUGUAAAUAGAACUCUUAACACAGUGAGGGAUGGAAAGGAAAAAAAAAAAAAAAGAGAAAAUUAUAUAAACGGAACGUUUACUUCGUUCUUGAUUAGCAGUUUUGUUAAGUAACCAAAAUUGAAGUGUUAAAAUGUUGAACGAUAAAAUAAAGGUGAGAGAGUAUUUAAAUUUAAACACCGUGUCGAAGUAUUGUCCAGUGCUUGAAGUAGUUUAGCAGAGUAACGACUCCCUGGAUCCUUAGUUAAUACACGUUUGUCGUCUAUUCCUUUCACAAAUUCACCGGUAGAAGAAAACGGAAAAAGCGUUAAAAGUAUGUGGGUUGUUCUGUAUAUGUGGGAAUGUCAUAAAAUUUCGUUUUUUGUAUAUACCAAUAAACGCUCUUUAAUACAA
This is a messenger RNA of Orussus abietinus, 3436 nucleotides long. Its product is annotated as ubiquitin-conjugating enzyme E2 R2. Bases 349 to 1068 code for a protein of 239 amino acids. The transcript is spliced from 5 exons. Gene Ontology annotation, biological process: protein polyubiquitination; ubiquitin-dependent protein catabolic process. Gene Ontology annotation, molecular function: ubiquitin conjugating enzyme activity. The record is from RefSeq and is a predicted model, not a curated record. NCBI's taxonomy places the organism in Eukaryota, Metazoa, Arthropoda, Insecta, Hymenoptera, Orussidae.